AUGAUAGCCUCAGCUCUGGCUACUGUGACAAUAUGGGCGAUUCUCGUGGAUCAUGCAUUGGGGGCCUGCUCCACCUGGCAAAAACAGGUCAACGUUUCCAUGUGCAACUGGCAGGGCGUGCGCGAACUUAGUCAAGCCCUCAUGCUCAACGAGUCAUAUAGAGGAUUCGCGGACGGCUGCGUGAAUUAUGCCAACGAUGGCAACUUCCAGGGCUUCAUAUAUUCCCUCAAUCUCUCCACUCCCUUCAACACGAGUUCGGACUUUUUGGCCGUUCUCAACAAUGAGACAAUUGCAGGUGGAACAGCCAAUAACUUGGCUCCCAAUUACAUCGACGGAGUGAUGUUCUCGAACCAGAAUGAAUUCUACUUAUAUGGCGGUAUGCCCCGUCUCACCAACAGCAGUGAUCAGCCUCCUGCGGACCAAAUCUUGUCCUUCGAGGGAUAUCAGUAUGGCGCAUACAGGAACAAUUGGGGACCCGGAUGGCAUUCGGAGAAGCUGUCUUCCAAUGUCACCAGGUAUAUCACCAAUGGGGCUGGUGUGUCCGCGCCUAGUGAGAAUCUUGGUUUCUACUUCAGUGGCAUGCGUGACUCCAAUUGGGGAUCAAUCACGUACGAUCAGCUUAAUGCAAACAUGACUGCCAACACGAUGAUCACGGUCGAUAUGUCCAAGAUGGGAGAUGCCGCAUGGAGGAAUCAAAGUCUACCGGCUGAGGUACCCGGACGAGCCAAUGCAGAGCUGGUCUGGGUCCCUGUAUCGGACUCUGGCGUGCUCGUGGCGAUUGGUGGUGUUGUGAAUCCCGCUCAGUUCUAUCCGAAUACUGGAUUGAACACGUCCCAGACUGAGACGUCGCAAAAAGUCAGUCCGUCAUUCAUGAAGACUCUUCCUAUUUUCGAUGUCAAAACCCAGACGUGGUUCCUGCAAAAUACCACAGGUAAUAUACCACCUCAAUUGACCCAGUUUUGCUCCGUCUUGGCUAGUGCACCGGAUGACUCGUCACACAACAUCUACAUCUAUGGGGGCUAUGACGGCAUUGAUCUCAGUAGCAUACCUUCGGACGAUGUUUACGUCUUGUCUUUGCCGUCUUUCCAAUGGAUCAAGGUCUAUAACGGGACAAAUAGCCAUGGCCGAAGUGGUCAUCGUUGUCUCAAGAUCUACCCAGACCAGAUGAUGACACUAGGAGGAGUUCGCAAUGGUGCUACCGAGUGUUUGGAGGGAGGUGUUAUUGGGACCUUCAAUCUUAACACUCUAGAAUUCCAGGAUAAAUACGACCCGACACGAUGGAGCGAAUAUAAGGUCCCUAGCAAAAUUACAGCAAAAAUUGGCGGCAGCUCUUCUGGCGGCGCAACCAAAACAGCCCCAGAGACGUGGAACAAUUCAACAUUGGCAACCAUCUUCUCCAAACCAUACUCCAAGACAAUUCGAGACUACUGGCCAUACGGAGUCGCCGACGGAACACAGGCAAAUAAAACGUCCGAGCAGUCUGAUCGCCAUUUCCCCAAAUGGGCAGCAGCAGUACUCGGUAUACUGCUCGGUCUGCUGGUAAUCGGAGCGAUAGCUUUUGGCCUAUGGUUCUGGAGCCGUCGUCAACAACAACGAGAAGACAGCCUUCCUCCAUCCUUCUGUAAAACAAAUGGACCUAGAGAAGCGGACAGCACUGAAGUCAGCCACUUGAUGUACGGGGCAGGCCCGACGUCUCCGCGUCCCGGACCGCAAUCAGUAUCCACUGGACGGCGGACUGAAAUCACCGCGCCUUCGUCGAUUCAGGGCUCGUUUCUUACUUCGGUAUCUCCUCGCACCGUGGAAUCGGGUGGGGGAGCUGUACAUGAAUUGCAAGACUCUUCUCCCAUCGAACUCGCCACGCCUUAUAACGUACAAUCGGAUACUCCCGUGGUCACUCCCAUAACCACCCAUUCAUCGCCAAUUUCACCUGCAACACCUGCAGAUGAUAGCGGCACAACAGUACGCCCGGCGACGUUUCGGACCCCGUCCACAGCGUCAAGUAUACCAUCUCUUUCCAUCGAUACUAUGAUUGGGGGCCGUCGUUCCUACGUCCAGGAGAAGCGAGACAGUAGGAACAUGUUACAAUUGGGUCAUGGCUCUGAGGUUUCGGACUCUGAUGCGGGCGAGGACGGCCGUCGACGAAAGAUCGGGCAGGCUAUUCCUGAGGAUGACUUGUAUAUUCGCAGCGGUGUGUGA
Messenger RNA from Penicillium diatomitis, 2196 nucleotides. RefSeq lists its product as uncharacterized. The record is from RefSeq and is a predicted model, not a curated record. Gene Ontology annotation, molecular function: protein binding. The transcript is spliced from 6 exons. The coding region runs from base 1 to 2196 and encodes 731 amino acids. Lineage: Eukaryota; Fungi; Ascomycota; Eurotiomycetes; Eurotiales; Aspergillaceae.